AUGGGCUCCACUGCUAUUGAAUUCAAGAACUCUGCCACUUCUACUCUGUUGGAGUUGGUCAAGGGUCGUCGCACCUACUAUGGCCUGAAGGGUGAAAGCCCUAUCUCUGAUGAUGCCAUUGAGCGAAUUGUUCAGGAUUCUGUCCUCCAUGUUCCCAGCUCCUUUAACACCCAGACUUCUCGGGUCGUUCUGCUCUUGAAGGAGGAGCACAAAAAGGUGUGGGACAUUGCGAUCAAGGCAAUUGAAGGAUUGGUCGCUGCUGGCCACAUUCCCAAGGAGUCCUUUGAGAGCUCUACCAAGCCCAAGCUUGAGUCCUUCCGCGCGGCCUAUGGAACUGUUCUUUUCUUUGUGGACUACGAGUCGCUUGCCCCCAUCAAGGAGAAGUUUGCCAUUUACGCAGACAAGUUCGACCCCUUUGCACUGGAGUCCAAUGCCAUGUCCCAAUAUUUUGUCUGGCUUGCACUAGAAUCUGAGGGCUUCGGAGCCAACCUCCAACAUUACAGCCCCCUAAUUGAUGAGCAGGUUGCUAAGACUUGGGAUCUGCCUGCUUCGUGGAAAUUAGAUGCCCAGCUUGUUUUCGGUACACCUACCUCUGAGCCAGGAGAGAAGGCAUUCGAACCUAUCGAGAACCGUUUCAAAGUUUUCGGAAAAUAG
Penicillium waksmanii is the source of this 654-nucleotide messenger RNA. Its product is annotated as Nitroreductase family protein. NCBI's taxonomy places the organism in Eukaryota, Fungi, Ascomycota, Eurotiomycetes, Eurotiales, Aspergillaceae. The transcript is spliced from 3 exons. Gene Ontology annotation, biological process: cellular response to oxidative stress. The record is from RefSeq and is a predicted model, not a curated record. Bases 1 to 654 code for a protein of 217 amino acids.